AGCAGCAGCUGUUUGUCUGAGGCCCAGGACGUCUGUAAAGUGACAGUGAAAGUUGCUUCUGCUGGAGGCAGCAGGAUUAUGACUUGCACUUACACAGUCAGCAACUGGAAAAAUGCCAGGUUCUAAAAGUAGCUUGGUGUCUGUACAGGAGGAUGUUGUAAAUGAUAAUUAAGCCUUCAGUGAAACGAAGAUUUUGGAAGAGAAAGGAUCUGUUGAAGACAGAACAAUGACUCUGAUUGAGAAGAAUGGCUAUCACGACUCCAUAUACAUAACUGCAGCUAAGAUUUUCCAAGGCAUUUGUACUGAAAAGAGUAAGGAUGGAAUGCUGGUGCAGUACAGUGGUGACUCAGUGUCUCCCAUGCUGGAUUGUAAAGAUGACUAUUCCCAGCACGUAGCGUAUGAAUUGGCUUUCAAUGCUCUGAAAUAUCAGGAUCUUCUUGAAGAAAUAUUGUUAAACAGUUGUGUUUACCCAUGCCAGUCAAUACCAGAUGAAUUAACCAGCUUGCUUGUUGUGAUGCUUUAUGACCUACAAGACCGAAAGUUUCAAGCAAGACAGAUUUUUGAUGAAGAGGAACCCGUAGCAGAAGUUCGGAAAAUAGAGCUUUAUCUCAACAGUUUUAGGACCAAAUUGGCAGCUGCACUGGCAAGAUAUCGCAUCGAACAUGAUGCUUUUUCCAUUGCAGACAUCCUACCAGAAACCAUAAGGAAGCAGGAACAAAGGGCUUCUGCUUUACCUUUAUGUGUUUGGAUAAACACACUUAAAACCAGCCUUGAAGAUGUUUUCAGAGAUCUGAAGAAGAAGGGAUUCACAAGAGUUGAAUCUGUGGCGGACCUUGACCGUUACACAUACUGUGUGGACCAACAUUGCCCCGAUGGAUUAAUUUUUCCUUCCUCUCUCAAAGAAGAACUGCUCAGUUUAGAUCUUUUUGCAGAUGGCAAACUCUUACUGCAGGACAAGUCCCGCAGCCUUGCCGUGCACUCUGCACACGUACUGCUGAAUAUGGGUGAUGACAUUAUAGUGGCUCAUGCAGGUUCCCAUCUGACCAUUGCCCACAUGUCAGCGCUGACAGUUCACAGCCUGUCCAGAAUUGUUGUUUGUGGUGUAAAAUCUUCAGCAAAAGCAGAGGAACUGAGGAACUUGUUCAGUCACAUGGGAUGUAAAAAUAUCCAGUUGUUACCUGAAGACUUUACUGAGAUUGGACCAACAGACUCAAGACUUGAAAAGGCAAAAGUUAUUUUGCUGCUCCCACGGUGCUCUGCGCUGGGUGUUGGCAAUCCAAUAGACUUUAUUUUACAUGAACACGGAGAUGCAGGAUUGCUGAGAGACCUUUUCCAAGGGCGUGUGUCUGAGGAUAAGCUCAAUACUCUUGCCGAGAGGCAGCUUCGUGAGUUGACACACGCGAUGAAAUUUAACAAAGUACAAGCUAUUGUUUACUGCACUUGUUCUGUUUACCCAGAAGAAAAUGAACUAGUGGUGAAAAAAGCACUGGAAUCUGGAGUGGAAAGAAAUAAAGCACAUCCGUUUAGGCUUAUUCCCUCUGUCUUUUCCUCUUGCUUCGAUUCAGAGGCUUCCUCUGAAUGUUUUUUCAGAAUGGAGCCAUCAGAAAUCUCCAGCGGCUGUUUUCUAGCUGUUCUAGCAAGAGAGAAAGAUUCUUCCGAAGGUGUUAAAGAAAUUUUGGCUCGUGCUGCAGCAAAAGGUCUCCUAGACGGCAUUGUAGGAAAAUCAAAGAAAGAGGAGAAAAAGCAGCGAGUAACCGCGCGCAGGCGGCACACGACCGGCGGUGUGGCAGAGCCCAAGGGCCCAGCGUUCCCUCGCCACCAGACCGCGGCUACUACUGAAGCCCCAGUUCCAGUAUCUAAAGCGGCCCGUAAGGCACAGCAGAAGGCCGCGAACCGCACGCUCGGCUCCGUCCCGCUGAGGCCAUCCGUCCGCCCCGCCGCAGCCGCGGCUCCGCCUCGGGGGCAGAAGCCCCCGCCCGCCGCGGCCCCCGCGGCCCGGGUGCGGGGCGGCCCGGCGCUGCCGCGGAAGGCCGGCGCUCAGCGCCUGCCGCUGCCGCUGCGGACCGUGCGCAUCGUGUUCCCUCCGGCGCUGGAGCCGUGCGGGAGCCCGGGAGGGCCGCGCGCUGCGUGCCGGGCUGCGGUAACGCGCCCAGCGCCGCACACCCGACACCUUCGCGUCCGGGAACCCGCGCGGGGAAGGAGCUGCCCCGUGGGAUGUUUGCACACGCACAUCCACGGUAGUCGCUUUUAA
Molecule: messenger RNA, 2251 nt
Organism: Colius striatus (speckled mousebird)
Lineage: Eukaryota; Metazoa; Chordata; Aves; Coliiformes; Coliidae
Gene: NSUN7
Product: NOP2/Sun RNA methyltransferase family member 7
Exons: 12
Molecular function (GO): methyltransferase activity
Source: RefSeq, a predicted model, not a curated record